Molecule: messenger RNA, 1255 nt
Organism: Oryzias latipes (Japanese medaka)
Lineage: Eukaryota; Metazoa; Chordata; Actinopteri; Beloniformes; Adrianichthyidae
Gene: ltc4s
Product: leukotriene C4 synthase
Biological process (GO): leukotriene biosynthetic process
Cellular component (GO): endoplasmic reticulum; membrane; nuclear envelope
Molecular function (GO): glutathione transferase activity; leukotriene-C4 synthase activity; glutathione peroxidase activity
Source: RefSeq, a predicted model, not a curated record
ACACACAGCCUCGACUCUUCAUCGGUGAUCGGGGGAACUGGCCUGCAGACGGUCCGUGUGAGACGUCAGCUGCUUCCUCCUGAAGCGCCACCGGCUGCCGCCCAUCACAGCCGUCGCCAUGGAGACUGGGGUUUGGACAAACGGCCCCCCCGUACGGUGGCCUCGGCUGUGGGGGCUUCAGGAGGCCAGACGACAGCCUCUGAACGUCCUGCUACCGGAGCCCAGAAAGGCCAAAAAAGAGAAAACCUGAAAAAAAAAACAGUCUAAGCAAAACCUGCAUCAUAUUUCCUUUUUCAGAAAUGCACCAAACAUUAUUUCAUGACCAAAAGAAGGACUGGAGGCUUCUGCUGAUUUUACUGAUAGCUAAGAGCUUCGUUGAUUGAACGGUUGCCGUGGAAACGGGUCACAGUCAUGAAGAAAGUUGUUUUUUCUUACUACAAACGUUAAACACGAGUGUUUGCUAAAGAUUCUGAAGAGGCAAAAAAAUGUUGAAAACAGCUGAUGGAAGAGAAAGUUCUGCAGAAUUAUCUUUCCCAUUCAUUUGGGUAUUAUGGGAUGUCUGUUUCUCUUGUGAAUGACUGAAGAACAUGUGAAAACAGAACCCUACACCGAAGGUGACGAGCAGCGGCGAGCCCUGCAUUCACAAAGGUGUGUUCUGUCAGCUCUGGCUCCGCCCCCCAGCAGGUAAGCUCUCUGUGCUCCCAUCUGCCUCAGUCCUAACCUCUGCAGAGAUGUUGGAGGACGCCGUGGGCCUCGGUGCCGUCACCCUGCUGGGAGUCCUGGAGCAAGCUUAUUUCUCCCUGCAGGUCAUUUAUGCUCGCAGGAAGUUCUCUGUUUCUCCUCCUGACACCGGCGGCCCCCCAGAGUUCCAGAGGAUCUUCAGAGCUCAGGCCAACUGCUCUGAGUACUUUCCCAUCUUCCUCACUGUGCUGUGGCUGGCUGGACUCUUCCUCAGUCCAGGUCUGUCCGCCGUCUGCGGUUUGCUGUAUCUGUACGGACGUCUGCGCUACUUCUGGGGAUAUUCUGCGUCUGCGCAGGGACGGCUGGCUCCGCUCUACUUCAGCGCCCAGGUUCUGUGGGUUCUGAUCGGCCUGUCAGCGGUUGGGAUCCUGCUGACGUUCCUUCGGGUUUACCUGAAUGUGGACCUGCUGCAGGAGCUCGGUUCUGCCCUCAGCCCGCUCUGAGACGUCUGCUUCAGGGUUCUGCUGCUGAUGUUCUGCUCCAUCAGACCAAUAAAGAUCUCGUUCCUUCGCUC